Molecule: messenger RNA, 3354 nt
Organism: Wasmannia auropunctata (little fire ant)
Lineage: Eukaryota; Metazoa; Arthropoda; Insecta; Hymenoptera; Formicidae
Product: E3 ubiquitin-protein ligase TRIM33
Exons: 10
Coding region: 310-3213 (967 amino acids)
Molecular function (GO): protein binding; zinc ion binding
Source: RefSeq, a predicted model, not a curated record
AUCCGAUUGAAAACGAGCUAAGUAUUUACAGUGCGUCAGAAUCUUUUGAUAUGCGUACUAUUUUGGUCUGAUACUAGCGAUUCAGGAGUAUCAGAUCAGACCGUACUAAGAUAAUUCGCGAACAUUUACACCGACCGUAUCAAGCGAUUUGAUACGGAUUUGAUACUUAGUACGCCUAUCAAGUGCUCGGUGUAAACUAGGCCAAUGCAUGUUCCAUCAGUUGGAUUGUUGAAACUUAGUAAUAUUCAUUGGUAUCCUACUUUGGCAUUUAUUAUGCUUUUACGUUAAACACAUUUUAUAUGUGUAGUAAUGUUAUCUUUUGCAGUAGAGAGUAACGUGAUUAUGUGUCAUGUUUGCAAUGUAACUAGCCAGGUGGAAAAUUUGAUUGAGAAUAGAUUUCUAUCAAAGUUGUUAGAGGAGGAAAGCGAUCUAGGAUUGGACGAUGAAAGUAAAGAAGCCGAAGAGGAAAAGAAAUGUACUAGCUGUCACGAUAACAUUGUCGCUACUAGUUGGUGCAUGGAAUGCGAAGAAUUCAUCUGCCAGAGUUGUGUUCUGGCUCAUCAAAGAUUGAAGAUAACCAAGGAUCAUAUAAUUAAACCUAAGGAUGAAAUAGCAAAUGAUAGAGACAAUGUUAAAAGAGGAAAUAAGAAAAUACCUGGAUAUUUGUUUUGCACAAUCCAUUCCCAUGAACAGCUGUCUUUAUUUUGUCAAACAUGCGAUAGACUGACUUGUAGAGACUGUCAACUCAGUGAACAUCGUGACCAUAAAUAUAAAUUUAUUCAUGAAAUUGCAGCUGAAACUCGUACUUCCAUGUCGAUUUUGCUUAAAGAAGUAAGUUACAAACGAGUAUUAUUAAAAAGUGCGAUGAAAGUUAUAGAAGAUAGACAGAUUCUAAUACUGGAAAAGAAAAAAAGUCUUGUUCAAGAUAUAACACAAAUGGUAGUACAAUUAACAAAUGCUAUUAAUACGAGAGGAAAGCAAUUGGUAAUGAGAUUAAAUGAAGUGUGUGAUCAAAAGCAGAAUACAUUAAAUGAGAAAAAAGUUGCUUUAGAUCAAUUGUCCAGACUUACGGAUCAUUGUAUACUCUUUGGCACUCAUGCUUUGAAGAAAGGCUCGGACAUGGAAUUAUUAUACAGUAAAAAAUCUGUUACAAGUCAUUUACAAAGAAUAAAAAGUAGACGAGCCGAUAUCCCAAAUCCUGAGAUACCUGUCAGGAUACAUUUAUCUCUGGAAAAAUUACCAGAUUUAAUAAAAGUGGUGUCAUCAAUCGGGGCAAUAGUCGUCGAUGGUAGAGUAUAUCCGUCCAUAUCGCCUUUGGCUGUCAAUAACAGCACCGCGACUUAUAAUGAGUCACAGGCCGAACAAAAGCAAACCACAAAUUCGACAAAUACUCAUACAGAUGGUAUUGUUCCCGUUGUCAUUCAACAAGUACCGUUACCUGUAAUGAUAACGCAGCAAUCUGUUAACGCGCAACAGAAUUCUUAUCAGCAACAAGCACCUCUGCAUCUCCCGCAGCAACAACAACAGCAGCAGCAGCAACAGCAACCACCACCACAACAACAACAUGCGCAACAAUCGCAAAAUUAUAUGCAACAGUAUAUUGCGCCGCACAGUAUGUCACCUCGAUCGUCACCACAAGCGCAUCAGCCACGAGUGCCGUAUUCUGUCAACUAUAGUAACAACAGAUUGCAACAACCUCCAUUGAUGCAUCAACAACGCCCGUUGGGAACCUGCCAUCAACAAGUAACAUCGUCCACGCAUCCACAUCAGCAAGCUCAAAAUCUGGAUCAGCUUGGACAAAACACGAGUUUACGCGGGCUUCUCGCGCAUAAUUCCAUUCCGCCGCCUCCUUAUCCAUCGUUCCGGGCGUCCGCCAAUCACAUACCGUACCGAUUUUCUCCUGGGCUAUUUAGACAUUCUUCAAGCGGUAACCCUCAGAGAGUCCAAGUACCACCACCUCACACAUAUCAAGCGGCAAGUACAUCCAUUGUACCUGUGACGUCACGUGUACAACAAUGUAAUUUAACUUCUCCGUCAACGCAGCACAUUGGGAAUUAUCCUAUCCAUCGUUGGCAUAUACCGCAACAAGCAAAUCCUUGCCUUCCUUAUACUAUGCCUCGGCAGCAACAUGUACCCACUUAUACGCCAGUUCCUACCAAUGAUACCUACAAAAUUACUUUAAGAAAUCAACAAACCAGCAAUAAUCAAAAAUAUAGCACCAAUGUAAACGCCAGUUCGUGUGAUAAUCCACCACAGUUGCAAAAUUCAGCCACCGUCUCAUUGUUACAUGCUGUCAGCUCGUCCAUACCCAAAACGCCUAGUCCCGUCACUACUCCUGGCAAGUCGGACGACACCGAAAAGAGUUUAGAUAAGUUUUGUCAGAAAUCAUUGAAUGACCUAAUGCUCACUAUUGCAAAAUUAGAUAGUAAUGGAAUCCUAGUAAUACCAGAAGCUCAAAGAAAUCAGAUAGAUUCAGCACAAGUCGAUAGUUCUACCGACGAAGAUAUAAAUUCGAUGGCUGAGAAUGCAACGGCGGAUAAUUCGAAAAGUGCAACCACUUCUAUGGUGAUGAAAGAUGAUCCAAACGAAGACUGGUGUGCUGUAUGCAUGGAUGGAGGAGAUGCAGUAUUGUGUUGCGAUAAAUGUCCAAAAGUCUUCCAUCUUUAUUGUCAUAUACCUAGUUUAAAAUCAUUCCCAGACGAGAGUGAAACUUGGCAAUGUAUGUUGUGUACAAAUGUGCUCGAUUGUUCUGAAGAUAUAUCGAACAGUGAAAAACGACUAAACGGUAUGAGCCCUAAGGAAUUGCGAAUUGCCCAAAGGAUUGUCUUGGAACUUUAUUGUCAAUACGAGCAGAGCUUACCUUUUCGGGAAGUUGUAUCGAGUGAGAUUACUGAUUAUCAUCGGAUUAUUAAGAAGCCAAUUGCAUUAGAUAUAAUCAGAGAUAAAUUAAAACCUGAUCAUAUAGGCCAUUAUACAGAUCUGAGACAAGUCAUGGCGGACAUCAGACUCAUGUUUAAAAACGCUUUUACCUACAAUCCUGUGGAUUCACAAGUUUAUCAAGAAGCUAGAAAUUUAGAAGAGUUUUUUGAGAAGUUGUUAUUGAAAUGGGCACCAAAUUAUGCGUAUGAUGACCCUUUCCUCACACCUGACAAGGAGGAAGAUGAAGAAGUUUUUCCACCCAAUCGAAAAUAUAGACGUAUAAUUAAUGAUUAAUAGAGACUAAGUGAAUUGUCAAGUAUACCUCAUAAGAAUUGUUGCGUUUGGAACUAAAUUAUUUUUACGAUUUUAUAACUGUCUUAUUACACAGUUGAUAAUUUGAUAGAAUGUGAUAAAAAGACCUCCGAAACUAUACUG